CAAAGUGGUACGUAUCUAAGGAGAAUGCAUGUUUCCUGUGUUCUUAACAUUUUCUGCUUGUCUCUAUGUUUACCAGCCUCAUGUGAUAAAUGAUGUUUAAUUGUUUCACCUAUGAGCUUGAGGAUACAUGUUAGAAUGGUGGAUUCUAAGCACUGGUGUUUCCAGCUUUUGCCAUUGAUUAGUACUUGGUUGCCCAUCUUCCUCCCCUCUUUCCAUUUCCUCCCACACCAUAAGGCCCGAUCCUGCAAUGCUUACUCAGUGGCUUCAGUGGGAUUAAUGGCAUGGGUUAUAGGAUCAGCCCCUUAAUGAAAGGCUUGACAUUCUGCCUCUGUUCUGACACUGCUGCCUGCUUCUCAUUCCCUUGUCUGACCUGUAACCCACAGUGGCGCAUGGGCUGCUGUAAACCAGCCUCCUGCAAUCUGGCCUGCUGUGCGGAUAGUUUGCUACAAGCAGACAGGAAUAUGCAGAAUCCAAUAGGAGAGGGUUAUAGGCAUCUCACUGCGGCCCUGUAAAAGCCUCAACCCAGUGUUCAUUAUUAAAUGUCCAAACCAGCAAAGUGCAUUGCGAAGCAUCUCCUGUGACAUGCUGAGCACCUGAAUGUCCAUAUUGACUUUAGUGGGAGAUGAAGGUGUUCAAAAUCUAGUAGGAAGGGAUCCUAUUAAGGUAGGUAGAAGAAAGGAGAAUUUGCUGGCUGCAGAGUAAGGGAUGCUAGAAAGAUUCUGGAUGCAGAAUGUAGAGGUCACUGACUGACAGGUUAACUGGUACAGUUGCCUGGAAAGGUUGAGUACCAUUCUGUUAUAAGACCACCUCUGAAAGUCAAGAGCCAUUAAAGGGAAUGUUAUGGCUGUGCAAUAUCCAGCAUAAUGCCCCUGCCCCUGCAAUUCUGACAGGGGUCUUGGAGUGCUACUUUAAUACAAAUCAUGAUCAAUAAUUUGUUGUGUGUUAUACAAAGCAUUUCUGGACGAGGUGGCUGUACUAAAGUUUUUAAGCCAUUAGAACAAAUUGAAAUACUUUGAUGUAUUCUGAUUUUCUCAAGACUAAACUGAAUGUAUUUGCCUACAGAGAGAUGCAAAUAAUAUAACUUUUGUUAAGAAAACGAAUAUCAGCACAGAAUACUCAGUAGCAUUUGCAGAUGGGAAGAGGCAAGUUUUAUAUUUAGUUAUUGAAAAUAUGUUGUGUUUUCAUGGUGGUGUAUAAGUUGGAGCCUCAUGUUAUCCAUUUUCAGGAUAAAGUGUCACAUUAUAUAUGAAUUCUUAUGAAACACAUUCCUGCUUUGACCCAUUCCAGCCUAAACCGGCAGUCAUAGCAAGUAUAGUGGUUUAAGUGAUCCUUGCAAGCAGUUAAUUCAGUACAAAUCCUGGAAUAAGACUUACUCAGUAUUGUUCAUGAAAAGGGCCCUUGAGAAAUCAUCUGAAAGAUAUUAGGACCUGAGUAUGCUAAUCAUGUGCAAGGGUGACCCCUGUUGGUAGAAUUUAAAACCAGAUGUGGACAAAUCUCAAUUACCACCCCUAUCUGGUAAACCAGUCUAUUGGCUUUUUUGUAGCUUCUGAUUUUAUAUCUAUGUAAUUAAGAAAUAUUAAAAAAGAAUAUCAAAACAACACAGAUCAAAACACUAAUCCCCCCUCUCUCUCUGUAUAUAUAUACAUGUAUGUGUGUAUAUGUAUAUAUGUAAUGUGUGUGCAUAGAUACAUACACAUAUGUUGCCCAAGCUAUUUAUAUAAUUUGUGCUAAUGUGUAUGUGUAGUGUGUGCAUUUGAAAACUGUCCUGAGCAUCAUGUUUUUAUCUAAAGUAGACAGACUGGGUUGUGUUGUAGAAACAGCGACUGCUUUAGGUAGGGUACUUUUGUUCAAACUAUUCCGUGGGAACUACUUAGUGAAAACUGACCCUGCUUUUCCUUCCACCCUCUGAGCAGUAUUAAGGAAACGGGAUAUCAUUCAAAGAGGGAGUUUACCAGGGAGGAAAGUGCUUACACGGGAAGUACCAUCCCUACGUUCCUGUGUGAAUUUUGUGUCUACUGCCAGAAGAAAGUCAGGGGCAUUGUGGGAACAAACUAUUAGUCAAAAUGUCUCUGUCAUGAAUCAGCUAUUUUUUGUCAUUCCCUUUAAAUGAGACCUCACUAGAUCCCAGUCAAUCCAAUUAAAAUUUUCAUGCAAAAUAUUACAUUUAUUGCAACAUGUUGGGGCUUGAAUUGUUAAAAGUUUCCUAAUACCAGGUAGUCCAUUAGGAAAGAGUGGCAUGACCCAUUUUGUUUUUAUCAGGAUGGAUUACUACUGAUUAGCCUAAAAAAAAAGAGUAAGAGUAACAGCAAAAUGAGGUCCUUUUGCUAGGAAAGGCUGAUGAGACAGGAUGUUCUGUCUUCCUGUGUGAAGGUGUGAGAAUGUUUGCAUGGUUGGAAAUGUUCUUGUGUUGAGAAAACAUCUUGCGUAGUUGAAGAGUAUUGUGUAAACUUUAAUCGGGAGUUUAUUUGAAAAAGAAAAAUAAUCCUGAAAAUGAGGUUUGUCAAGGGUAAAAUCAGCCCCAUUUUACCUCUUCAGUGUCAGCUCUCGGAUAGUAAUAUUUCCUAAAUAUUCCUGAAGUGGAUUCUCAGAAAAUCAUAGAGAUGUUUCUAGUCUAAUUUGUUCCACAGUUUUUUCCACAUGCUAGUUAGGAACUUUUCAAUACUGGGAGAAAAUUGCCUCUAAAUUGCUCACCUCAAGGCAACCUUUUCCUCAGGAAAAGAAUCAAACCAUGAUAGCUGUGCUGCUACUAACACCACAGAGAGAGAGAGAGAGAGAGAUUUUGGAAAUUACUUAAAUAAUGUAAGAAUCUGGAGAUCUCCGCAAGCAUAUGAAUAAAGAAUUAAAGGCUGAACCUGCAGUUCUUCCUCUGGCAAAGGUCCCACUGAAAUCAGAGAGAAUUUGGCCUAAGUAAUGACUGUUGCAUAGGAUCCUAAGGCAAGUGUAGGCUGGGGGGCCUCAUUUAGUGAUAGCCCAAGCUUUUAAUACAUUUAGUUCCAGUACUGAUGUAUUAGCAUAAUACAUACAGCUUGAAUAUAAUUUCUCAACCUGUUAUUUUUAUUUUUGUCAAGUCUAUUAAUCUUUAUUUUCCUCUAGAAUGAACAUUUUAGUUGAAGGUAAGACAGUCAGGGGAUGCAACGGACACUUGGAUAAAUGCAUAUGGAAGAUAAGUUCUAGUUCUCUUGUACCUGAAAUUCUGCACAUUUACAACAGGUGAAUUCAGACUCCAGAGAUCUCCAAACAAUUUAAUUGGCCCUGUCCCCUAUGUCAGAAGAAAUCUUGCCCCAGAAUAAUUUAAUAGCCCCUGACCCCUCCCUCAGAAGAAAUCUUGCCCCAGAAUAAAGUUCAGAGGCAACAGAUUGAAACAGUGAGACCAGAUGAUGGCACAUGAAUGUAUCUCCCUUCCCUUAUUGUUCGCGAUCAGCAGCACUUAUGGCUUUGCACAGUGGGCUCCUCUUUAGCCUUGGCUCUUUUGUGGUAUCUGUGGCUGGUAGAGUUGUCUCCUCACUACCAGCUGUCCCUCUCCUCUGGAUGGAGGUUUUCUAAAUGGUUAGUGAAGCAUUUGAUGAGGGAAUGAAUCAGCUCAGUGGCCACAAAUCUGUGCUUUAAUAUAUUUACACGUUGCCUGGCAGAAUCUCUGGUCUUUCAUGCUGCAUUUAACAGCAUAAGAAAUACUGAUAACUUUGAUUCAGAAAAAAAAUGGAAUCUGAAAUGGACUUUCUACUCCAGUUUAAAGACUACUGCAAUCAAUGGGAGCAGGAGCAGAUCAUUUAAGAGCAAGGGACCUGAUCCAAAGCCCAUUGGAUCAGGCCCAAGACUUGUUGGAAUAUCCCCUGAAGGUAUUUUCUACAGCAUUAUGUGACUGUUGUGGGACAGAUGACCUCUCCAUGGGUGUCUCAGCCUCAGACCAGUGGUAUCCUACCUCCUGCGAUUUUCAUGCAUUCUUGUUCUUAGUCCUCCCCGUCAGAGUUCUUUAAACAAAAAGUCAUUCCCAGCUGCCCUAAGGCUACACAUCCCAGAGAAAAGGGUGAGGCUGAUUUAAUUAGACUGAUUUUGCAAGAUUAACUGACAAAUGAAGAGCUCUCUGUAAGCUCCAAAACUUUUCUCUUGCCAACAGAAAUUGGUCCAAUAAAAGAGAUAACCUCACCACUUUGUCUCUCUAAAUUAUCCUUAGCCAUCCAAAUCUGGUCCUAGGCAGGUGUCCAUUUCCACCUAAUUUGCCUACAACCUUUGUUUAGGGUAGCAAGGGGAACACACCUCACUCCUUAAGCAUUUAGCCUGGGGCACUGGGGUUUCCCAGCCGGUGUGCCUGGCAACAGCUUUCCUUUUACUGCUCACCUCCUCUACCAAUUUCCCUGCAGAAAAGUUUAGCUCCCUGCCGGUGCGGAUAGGGGGCCCCAGGUAGCUCAUGCCCCCCUUAAAGUGAAGACUCUACUUUGCAAGCGACAGAGGAAGUCCAAGCCAGCCGUUCCCUCUGUUCAUCUCCAGGCCUGUCUGAACCUCACUGGAAGGUAGCAGAGAGGCUGCAGCUGCAACUCGUAAGGGACAGUCUGAUGUUAGGAGGGAAUGUGCACCGCUCCCCUACUCCCCGUUUAAGGGAUUUCCUUCCCGCCGCCUGACAGGUCCGGCCACGUGCGCGCAGAAUGCUCGGCGCGCGCCCCCUCCAGGCCCCGGCAGGCCAGGCGGGGAUGCUCGCCGGCGGGAGCUCGGCUCGGCUCCUUGCAUCUGGGGAGCCGCACGGCGGGUCCAGGAGGAGACGGCGUCACCGGGGUGGGCGGAGCCAGCGGCUCAGCUGCUGUAAACAGCGGGGGCAGCGCCAGAGGCCGGGAGAUGGGCUAUAAAUAGGGAAGCUGGGGGAGCCCGGCUGGAGUGGAGAAGCACCCGGGCACUCAGGAGCAGCUGUCACCUUAGCGCCCGCCAGCUGUCCCUGUCCCGGCGAGGCAGCGCUCCGGCUGCAGAGCCCCGCGUCUCCGAGGGGGGGACUGCCCGCUCCUUAGAGCAGCGAAGGGAGCCCUGCCUGGCAGCUGUGGCUUAGUAGCACCCGGGGCUAGGUCUCCACAGAACUAAGAAUACUGAAAGCAGCCUCCCUUCCCAGGAUGGACCUGGUCAUCAGUUUUGUUUCUCUUCUAUUUGUAAUCUCUUCUGUAUGCACAGCAGAAGCAGCCUCAGCGUGUCCUGAUCAGGACCCUGAGCUGGAACCCUGGGACGCUGGUCACGAUGAAGAUCAACACAUUGAAAUCAGCAAAGGCAGGAAGCUCCUUCUCUCUUCCUCUGCGACCGUCCACUCUAUCAACAUCACAGAUGGAGGAAAACUGGUCAUUAAGGACAAUACACAGCCUAUAGUUUUGCGAACUCGACAUAUAUUGAUUGAAAAUGGAGGAGAGCUACAUAUCGGCAGUGAGCUAUGUCCAUACCAAAGUAAUGUGACGAUCAUCUUAUAUGGGCGAGCAGAUGAUGGCAUCCAGCCAGACGCUGACUUUGGGCAAAAAUAUAUUGGAGUCAGUCGAGGUGGAACCCUUGAGAUCCAUGGUGAGAAAAAGUUGUCCUGGACUUUUCUAAACAAGACUCUCCACCCUGGUGGCAUGGAAGAAGGUGGCUACUACUUUGAAAGGAGCUGGGGGCAUCGAGGUGUCAUUGUCCAUGUUAUUGACCCAAAAACAGGGGCAGUCAUCCAUUCAGAUCGGUUUGAUACCUACAAACUGAAAGGGGAAAGUGCCCGUCUUGUCCAGUAUUUGAGAGCAAUUGACAAUGGCAUGAUCCUGUCAAUAGCAGUGAAUGAUGAAGGAUCUAGAAACUUGGAUGACUCAGCCAGGAAAGCAAUGACAAAACUGGGCAGCAAGCAUUUCCUCCAUCUUGGGUUCAGGCAUCCUUGGAGUUUUAUUACAGUAAAAGGAAACCCUUCCUCUUCUGUUGAAGACCACAUUGAAUAUCUAGGACACAAGGGAUCAGCUGUGGCCAAAGUAUUCAAACUAUUCCAGGCUGAGAAUGGAGAGCAUUUUAAUGUGUCUUCAACCAGUGAGUGGGUUCAAGAUGUAGAAUGGACAGAGUGGUUUGAGAAGCCCAAAAAGGCAAGAUCCAAAGACACGGAGAAACUUUCUGACCUCAGAGCGGCAAACCCAGGCAAAAUCUGUAGUCACCCCCUUGCUAUCCAGGCAGCUACACUUUCUGGAGCCAAUUUAACAACUGAGGUUUUCUACAAAAGCGGCCAUGAUUAUAGGUUUAUGUGCCAUGGUAAGGAUCAGACAGACGAAGGCUGCCAAAAUUACCGAGUGCGGUUCCUGUGUGGCAAACCUGUGAGACCAAAGCUGACUGUAAGCAUUGAUACCAACGUGAACAGCACAAUCUUGAGGCUGGCAGAUGAUGCACGAUCAUGGAAGGCUGGAGAUAGACUUGUUGUUGCCAGUACAGAUUAUUCCAUGUACCAGGCGGAAGAAUUCCAAGUCUUGCCGUGCAGAGCCUGUGGGCCUAAUGAGGUCAAAGUAUCAGGGAGAGCAACCUACCUUCACAUAGGAGAAGUGAUCGACGGAGUGGACAUGAGGGCGGAAGUAGGGCUGCUAAGCCAAAACAUAGUGGUGAUGGGAGAGAUGGAGAGGCAAUGCUAUGACUAUAGCAAUGGUUUAUGCACCUUCUUUGAUUUUGACACCUUUGGGGGACACAUCAAGAUUGGUCUUGGUUUUAAAGCUGCCCAUAUUGAAGGUUUAGAAUUGAAACAUAUGGGCCAGCAGAGAAUGGGACACUAUCCAAUUCACUUCCACUUGGCUGGAGAUGUGGAUGAGAAGGGAGGCUACCACCCUCCAUCCUAUGUGAAGGGCGUCUCCAUUCACCACACCUUCUCGCGCUGUGUCACAGUCCACGGCUCCAAUGGCUUGCUGAUUAAGGACGUUGUGGGCUACAACACCCUGGGACACUGCUUCUUUACUGAGGAUGGGCCAGAGGAACGCAACACAUUUGAUCACUGCCUUGGACUGCUUGUUAAACCUAGCACUCUCCUGCCAUCUGACCGAGACAGUAAAAUGUGCAAGACGAUUACAGAAGGGGCAUACCCAGGGUACAUCCCCAAACCCAGGCAGGAUUGCAAUGCUGUAUCCACCUUCUGGAUGGCCAAUCCGCAUAACAACCUUAUAAACUGUGCAGCUGCAGGAUCCGAAGAAACAGGCUUUUGGUUUGUUUUUCACCAUGUGCCUACGGGCCCCUCGGAAGGAAUGUAUUCUCCAGGCUACACUGAGCACAUUCCAAUGGGAAAAUUCUAUAACAAUCGGGCACAUUCCAACUACCGAGCUGGCAUGAUCAUUGAUAAUGGAGUCAAAACCACACCAGCAUCUGCUAAGGACAAAAGACCUUUCCUGACACUGAUUUCUGGGAGAUAUAGUCCACACAAAGAUGCUGACCCUUUGAAGCCUAGGGAACCUGCGAUAAUUGAGCACUUUAUUGCGUACAAGAACCAGGAACAUGGGGCCUGGCUGAGGGGUGGAGACGUAUGGCUGGAUGACUGCCAGUUUGCAGACAAUGGCAUUGGCCUGACCUUGGCAAGCGGCGGAACUUUCCCACAUGACGAUGGUUCAAAGCAAGAAAUAAAGAACAGCCUGUUUGUCGGUGAGAGUAAAAACGUGGGGACCGAGACCAUGGACAACCACAUUUGGGGGCCCGGAGGCCUGGAUCAUAGCGGAAGGACUCUCCCCAUAGGCCAGAAUUUUCCAAUUCGAGGGAUUCAGUUCUAUGAUGGGCCGGUCAAUGUCCAAAACUGUACGUUUCGCAAGUUUGCUGCACUGGAUGGUCGCCACACAAGUGCCCUGGCAUUCCGGCUCAACAAUGCCUGGCAGAGCUGCCCCAAUAACAAUGUCACGGAUGUUCUAUUUGAAGACGUUCCCAUUACUUCAAGAGUGUUCUUUGGAGAACCUGGACCCUGGUUCAAUGACCUGAAUAUGGAUGGUGAUAAAACAUCAGUUUUUCAUGAUGUAGAUGGCUCUGUGUCGGGAUAUCCUGGCUCAUACCUUAUAAAGGAAGAUAACUGGUUGAUCAAACACCCAGACUGUAUUGAUGUGCCAGAUUGGAGAGGUGCCAUCUGCAGUGGGCACUAUGCACAGAUAUACAUCCAGGCCUACAAGUCAGCCACCCUGAGAAUGAAAAUAAUCAAAAACGACUACUACAGUCAUCCUCUCUACUUGGAGGGGGCUUUAAGCAAAAGUUCUCCUUACCAGCAGUAUCAGCCAGUCAUAACACUGCAGAAAGGUUAUACCGUCCAUUGGGACAAGACGGCACCCGAGGAACUGGCUAUAUGGCUCAUCAACUUCAACAAGAACGACUGGAUCCAGCUAGGGUUGUGUUAUCCUAAAGGGACAACAUUUUCCAUUCUCUCAGACAUCCACAAUCGUCUCUUGAAGAAAACAUACAAAACUGGGACCUUCUAUAGGACCUUGCAGAUGGACAAAUUGGAGUACAGAUACCCUACCAAAGGAUACUAUUACUGGGAUGAGGACACUGGGCUGCUGUUUCUGAAACUCAAAGCCCAGAAUGAGAAGGAGAAGUUUGCCUUCUGCUCAGUCCAAGGCUGCGAGAGAAUAAGGAUCAAAGCUGUGAUCCCAAAGAACGCUGGAAUUAGUGACUGUGAAGCCAAGGCCUAUCCAACAUACAUGGAAAAUCCAGUAAUAGAUGUGCCAAUGCCUAAGAAGCUCUCUAACACACAACUGCAGAAUAAUAAGGACCAUUUCCUAGAGCUGAAAGUACAAACCUUCAAGACCAGAUACUUCCAUCUCAGGGAUGACUUUGCAUACAUUGAGGUUGAUAGUAAAAAGUUUUUCCUCGCUGAUGAUGGUAUCCAAGUCGUUGUGAUCGAUGGGGAGAAUGGAAAAAUUGUUGACCGAAUAAGUUUCAAAAACUCUAUUCUACAGGGAAUCCCAACGCAGAUAGACAAUUAUGUCACCAACAUCAAAAACAAUUCUAUAGUGGUGAUGGCAUCCAAAGGCAGAUUCAUUUCAAAAGGACCCUGGACUAAAGUACUGGAAAAACUUGGAGUUGAGAAGGGUUUUAAGUUAAAAGAUAAAAUGGCUUUUGUCGGAUUCAAAGGCAGCUUUCGACCAGUCUGGGUGAAACUGAUCACCGAGGAGGAUGCAGCUAAAAUCUAUCAAGUUGUGCCAAUCCCUGUGGUGAAGAAAAUGAAAUUAUGAGGACACCAUGCUUUGCCUUCCUGCUGUUAGCACUGCCCCAAUAGAAAAGGACUACUGACUCUGCUCCCAACAGGCACCGUGCCACAGCGCUCCAGAGAUGUAGUAUUUCUUUGUUGCUGUACAUGAAGAAAGCUUUAUUGCAAGUGGGUAGAUGGCCACAUGUGACAAACAGCAUUCCUUGUGCUGCACAUCUUGUUUGAUCCUGCCCUAUUGAUUUGCUUGCUGAAACCAGAUUUACCUUUAUUUUCUAAGCUAAUAUCUGGGGCAAAACUGUUUUCAAAUAGUGGGGAGGGGAGUGUCAGUGCCUUUUACAUGGCCUGGUCAUGUUCUGCCUCUACAUCCCUUGUGAGCCUCUCAGGUAUGAAUGUCAAAUCUAAUUGCCAUACAAGACUCGGAAUUUUCCCAUGGGACUGUUUUUGAGAGUGCAAUCAGCUGCUCGCACAAAACUGGGAAUGCAAAUUCAGAGACUGGCUGAAAAUUUGGAUCAGAAAUCAUAAAUUAUAGUCAGUAUCUGAAAGCUGCAAAACAUGGUCAAACAAUGAGAAUUUAUUUGAAAGCUUCUGCACUCUUCUGUCAAACUGCUGCAGAAUCCCGAGACUAAAUUGUACAUGCUGAACCACUUGGGAGUUAUCACAUUUCAGCUGAUGGUACAUAGUGAGGAAAGAAAUGGCAUAGGAGUGAUUUAACACAUUGUGAUGCUUUGGGUUCACCCAGACCAAUAAGGGGUUGUGUCACUACUUGCCCUGGGUGCCUCCGUGCUAUGCAGCUAUGGCGCAGAACUCUGACACCAGCAGCCAGCUCAGUGAUCUCACCCUGGCUUCCACCUGCUUGAUUAGUCCUUGCAGGGUGACACCAACAGCCUCUUCUGUCUGGAGUCCACCCAAAACAGUCUCCCCUGUGGCGCUCAGCCCCUCUCGCUGUAGCAUUCACCAAACCUUAUCAAGUUCGUUGCUCCUUUGGUGAGAGAGUACGCAACACCGGCCUGUUAGUUUGGCUGAGGAUUUUACUCUUCAGUUUGAAACACUGCACUGAGAUGGUGGUGUACUAAAACAAGAUUAAGUUUAUUAACAAGGAAGUGAUAUUGAACUGAUACCAAGUGGACAGAACUGGGACCGAAAUGCCUACAAACAAACAAACAAAAGUAAAAAUACCAUUCUAAGACUAAAACCUAACUUAAACUAGAGUCUCUUGUUCAAAGUAGUUUUCUCACCACACUUGUUCUUCCAGCAUGGCUGGCCAGUUCUUAACCCCGAACCAACACAGAGCUCAGAGCACUUCGUUUCUUUGUCUCUUCAGAUGAAGGAUGCCAAAAAGGCUUUUUCUCUCCGCUGAUAUCCUCAAAGUUUUAUCUUUGUUUUCAAAGUCAGGAAGCCUGUUUGGGGGCUCAGCUUGCUGGGUCCACCCAGGAGCUGACACCAUGUUCAUUUUUACAGUCUCCUCCUCCCGCUGUGAUAGUGGCUCUCGCCCCAACUCGCUAGUUUGAUGGCUUUGUUUACCUUUUAUGUAAAUGUACUUCCAUUGUCUCUCUUGGCUCAAUUGACAUUGGAGACACAUUUGUGCAGGUGGGCCCAUGUUCCUUUGUCAAGGGCAGGGUGCCUUAUGCCCUACCUGCCAAACACAAUUUUAAGAACAUAUUUCCAGAGCACAUUUAUAAGUUUUCAUACAUCAUGCAUACAUGCACCAGCAAUAAUAUUAAUGACCAACUUGUUACCAGUUGCCUAUGAUAUCUUACAUGGCACCUUUUAGAUACAGUAAAUUGGGGUACACUGAGCUGGUUAGGCCAAUGGAGGCUCACUGCUAGAAACUAGGGCACCCCUUACCCUCUGGCAUUGGGGUGUUCUUAGGGUCACACAUGUGCAAACCAAAUAUGGUCAUAAUGGAACCUGCUAUUUCUGCUCAAUCCCAUAACCAACAACUGGCGUUCCCAUGGUUAUGCUUUUAAAUAGCUGUUGUCAUGAUUCUGUGUUUUUCCCAGGCAAGCAGCCACAGACUGAUGGAAAAGACCUGACAACCAUGCUCUUCACACUUACUCAGACUUUCUCACACAUUCCUUCAAAUAUAAAUUUUCAGAGCCAGCCCAGUGGACUGGUUGUGCCUACGUGACAUGCUACCGAGAGGAUCCACGCUUGGGUCUCUCGCCCCCAGGCAGGGAAUGCUGGGGAGUCAUCUUACUCCAUCCCUAAUCAAGGGUGAGGAUUAAAUUGUACUUCCAGUGCAAUCAAGGGGGACAGGAUCAGGCCCAAUGUGUUGUGCAUUACUUGCCUGUAAUUUCUUCUGGCCAGGGCAGUGAGUAUGUUAAUAGGCUCCAGAGGGAGCUAGAUCUUUCCUGGAGGGUGAAUCACUAAGAUGUAGGGGGCUUUGAGGUCACGUGGAAGGGCUGAAGAGGAAAAGUUGAUCCCAGGAGACACACCUCCUCCCCAAAUAAUGUAACCUUAUGUAUUUUCUGCCCCCUUUCCUUCAAAACAUAAUAUUCUACGUUUAAAAAAAUGGAUGAUGAGCAAAGUUGAGUGUAAACCAGAACUGCUUUCUUCAUUAAGCUGGGAAAUGUAUCUUAACCUUAUAAAAACACUGUAUAUUGUUCAAAAAUGCACAUGAUACAGUGCUUUGUGUUUCCCAAAGAUAUCAUGCAGGUGUCUCAAGUGGCUUCUGUUAUUCGGGUAACUUCCAAAAAAAAUGGAGUACUUGAAGUAGGCAAAUUGUCCAUAUGCCAGAGCAGUUGUGUUUCCCUCCCCUCCACUACCCCCAAAAAAAUCCAUUGUUGGUUUGUCUUUUUAAAUAGGACUUUUUUCUGAGUGUCUCUUUUUUCACUGUAUCUAAAAUGUCAGCUCUGGAUUGGAAUGAAGCAGCCAUGAAUCCAUGUGUCAUUGCACAUGGUGUCACUGUGCAGGUGCUGAAUUCCAAAAGACCUUUCUGGCACUGUUUUUGGACCAGGUUGCUGUGUGAGUCAGUUAUAAGUGGUAUUCAGGCUCUAAUGUAGGUAUGUGCCCCUCCAGUCCUUCCUGGGUUUUAAAACUGGAAUUGCUUUUUUUCUAUACUGUUUUUAUAUACUGUUUUCCUUAGCGGAAUUUCAAGAGUGUUGCAUUUUUUUGAAAGGAUCCAGGGUUAUUUCUCUUUUCCCUGGCUUCUUUACAUCUCAUAAUGAAGGAUUCCUCAUUCAAGCAAAGGCAUGUCUGCUCUAAACCAUUCAUGCCAUUUGGGCUAAUUCCACUAGAUGCAGUGUGAAAGGGCAUAGCUCUCAAGAAAUAUACAUUUCUCUCCCAAUGUCUUAUGAUGAUCUGGGUUCUUUCCAUCCCCAGAUCACAACUAUUCCUUAAAAAAGAUUAGUCUCACUUACAGUUCAACCUCGAUUAUACAAAUCUCAUUUAUCUGAAACUCCCUGUUAGCCAAAACAGUAUCCUAUCCCUUAAGUCUAGUAAUUACAUUAAAAAAUCCUUAAUUAUUCAGAACCCUGGCUAUCUGAAUGCAUUCAGUGUCCUCCACAAUAUUCCCAUAAUCGAGGCUGUACUGUAGGUACAACGGCAUCUAUUGCUCUGUAUUAGCAGAUCAUAUGUACAAUAUAAUGAAUGAAAAAUACUAGAAAGGGGCCAAGACCAGAAUUUUUUUAUUCUGAAGGUUUUAGGAGAGGAACCAGGAUCAAAACCCCUCUGGGUUUGGAUUUGGUUUUCCAAAAACAUCCUGGUUUUGCCCUUUGCUAUUCUAGCCAAUCACGUCUUUAUAUUGUAGUAGCUGAGCACCUAUCGACUCAGUACAAUCAAACCCAAUGGAGCAGGAGUCGAGUUCUUUGUUUAACUAAUACAAAAAGGCAAGUUGCAUUUGUACUGAAGUGUUGCUUCUAAUUUUCACAAUUUUUGGAAUUCUCAGGGUGAAAUCAUAAGACUUGGCACUAGGAAAUAUACCUGUUUUUUAAAUCACAUCUUAUCCAGGGAAAAAAGUCUGUUUUGUUCUGUCAUGCAAGGAUAGUCAUGUGGGCCCAUUUAGGAGGAAGGGGAUGGGUCUUACUCUGUAAAUACUUAGGAUAGGAUCACUGCAACUUGUUAAGCCUUAGACAGAGAACGUGGCUCGGCAUAAUGGGCCAGAUUCUCCCCUGAAAUGCAAGCAGCUCCCAUUGACUCAAUGGGAGUUAAGUGCAUGGAACUGACGGCAGAAUUUGGCCUAAUAUCACCAACCAAUAGUUCUGAUAUAUCAUUUUUUAAAUAUUUGUGGAUUCUAGAGGUUGUACGUGUGUUCCUCUGCAAAUAGUGAAUUGACUGACUCCUUGUAGUUUGUACAUUCUUUAAACUGUCCCAUUCACAAACUGUAAAUAUCCUGUCUGUAAGGUUUUAUUGCUGCAAAUAUUUUCACGUUAGCCUACAUAUACAGUCAUCAUUAUUAAGGCAAUUUUGGGGUGGGGGUGUGUCAGUUCAAAUGCUUGUUUUACCUGUUGCCGAAAUAGCUGGUCCUUUUUCGGAAUUAGAUGUAUAGUGUUUUGUACAUUUUCCUAUAGACUUCACAAUGAAAAAGAUAUAUUUUCUAUUUAUUUAUUACAAAGGCACUAUGAGACCUAAAUUUGCAGAGAUUUGAAGACCUGUUACUGGAUUUGAGCAUUGUCCAAGCUGUUAAGGAGGUUGGAAAUAUGUCUUUUCAGAUAAUCUGCUUUGCACUUGAAAGUUAUGUCCACAGAAUGUGGCAAUGCGUUGACUGUCUAGUUUAUGCUGACAGAAGCUUUUGAAAGAUUCAUUCCAAAAGUUUUUGCUUACAACAGAAUUAAUAUGUAGUAACUUGGGAUACAAAAAGGUUUAUCAGAAUAAAUAUUCAAUGCCAAAUUA
Molecule: messenger RNA, 13966 nt
Organism: Chrysemys picta bellii (western painted turtle)
Lineage: Eukaryota; Metazoa; Chordata; Testudines; Emydidae
Gene: CEMIP
Product: cell migration inducing hyaluronidase 1
Source: RefSeq, a predicted model, not a curated record